Messenger RNA from Gongylonema pulchrum, 417 nucleotides. NCBI's taxonomy places the organism in Eukaryota, Metazoa, Nematoda, Chromadorea, Rhabditida, Gongylonematidae. The record is from the annotation of a GenBank genome assembly.
AUGGUGAUUUAUGCUAGUGACCGCAAAAGGGAUCGAUUGAUAAUACCAAAUGAGAGCAUCCCGGAACAUUUAUACUGGAAACCGGAUGAAGCCGCUCCGGCACAUGGUGAUCUGGCUUCGCUGACGCUUAUUCCCGGGCGAUAUAAAAUUGUCACCAUCAAGCUUCAUCCGUAUACCGGCAAAACAUUUUUAUCACUUAACAGGUACGCGGAACGAAGCUACACGAUGGCAAUCUAUAAAAGUAAUGCAUUCGAAGAGAACGAAAUACGUGGUUUGGAUGAUAUGGAUGAGUGGAUCCCGAUAUUCUUGUAUCCAGCAAUGCCUACCGUUGAUCUCUUGCAGAGGGAAUCGCUUGGGCCGGGCACUUAUAAAUUUCGAUUUGGGAACGAACAGGUAAUGAAUCCAGAAGAGAUUUGA